Macrosteles quadrilineatus (aster leafhopper) is the source of this 1320-nucleotide messenger RNA. RefSeq lists its product as uncharacterized. Bases 1 to 1320 code for a protein of 439 amino acids. The transcript is spliced from 2 exons. Lineage: Eukaryota; Metazoa; Arthropoda; Insecta; Hemiptera; Cicadellidae. The record is from RefSeq and is a predicted model, not a curated record.
AUGAGUCAGGCCCUGGUGUUUAAUAACAGCGAUGUUCCAAAGGAAGAGUUGUUAAAUAACGGAGAAAAGUUUGUUCUUGGACUGUAUGGAAUGGAUAGGUUCUCGAGCCUUAAUGAAGCUCGAUACUUCAAAUUCAAUCUGAUGACGAAAAAAGCUAACUUAAGAACAAAUUUUGAUCUAGCCAGACUACCCCCGACAACAGAAGCUUGCCAGCAACAUAUACUGAGAGUGUACCUCCAAGAAGAGAAACAAGAGGUUUUUAAGAUACACAACCAGAGUGGCGGUAAUGACAAGUUUAUGGUCAAGAUACUUAUUGAAGGUAAACCUGUGCGGAUGGAGUUAGAUACUGGAGCAGCAAUAAGUAUUCUACCAUACUCUACCUUCAAAAGUCUCAACAUAAAUAAAAAGAUUUUCCACACAAACAUAGAACUAAGGACAUACUCAAGCGAAAUAAUCAAACCCCGGGGUGUCGUCUUUGUAGAAUGCACUUACAAUGAUCAGGUGUUUGUUGGGAAACUCUACAUAGUGAACCAAAAUUUCGAUGCAAUUUUCGGAAGAGAAUGGAUUAGAGAGGUCAAACUGGAUUGGGCAGAACUUAAAACAGUUAGUAACAAUACUACAUCUACUGCACUCGAAGAUCUUUUGGAUGAAUUCAAGGAAUUAUUUGAACCAGGAGUAGGACUCAUACCUCACAAAAAAGCACACUUACAGCUUGUUGAAGGGGCAAGACCUAUUUUUGUGAAGGCUCGUCCAGUCCCAUAUGCACUAACUGAAAAAGUAGAACUCGAGUUGAAUCGUCUGAAAGAAGCUGGAAUCAUUUCCAAAACAGACAAGUCCGAUUGGGGUACUCCAAUUGUACCUGUAGUAAAGCCAAAUGGUAACAUACGAAUAUGCGCUGAUUACAAGGUUACAGUAAAUAAACAAAUCAAAGAAGAACAUCAUCCAAUACCUCGGAUCGAAGACAUUUUUGCUCAAAUGAAUGGAGGACAGUUGUUCUGUACUUUGGAUUUAAGUAACGCUUAUCUCCACUUGGAAAUGGAUGCUGAGAGUGCAGAAAUUCAAACUUUGAGCACUCAUAAAGGACAAUACAUAGUUAACAGAUUGAUGUUUGGUGUAAAAGUUGCUCCAGGAGUUUGGCAAAAGGUGAUGGACGGAAUCCUUCAAGACCUUCAAGGUGUUCAGUGCUUCUUCGACGAUAUAAUAAUUCAAGGAACGUCAUCAAAAGAACUACUAGAAAGACUAAAGCAAGUGUUUGAGCGUUUAAGAAGUCAAAAUUUGAAGUUGAACCGUGACAAGUGCAAAUUUUUCAAAGAAAAUUGA